This is a messenger RNA of Coffea eugenioides, 1727 nucleotides long. RefSeq names its product NADH dehydrogenase [ubiquinone] 1 alpha subcomplex subunit 9, mitochondrial. The coding region runs from base 106 to 1314 and encodes 402 amino acids. The record is from RefSeq and is a predicted model, not a curated record. NCBI's taxonomy places the organism in Eukaryota, Viridiplantae, Streptophyta, Magnoliopsida, Gentianales, Rubiaceae. The transcript has 12 exons. Gene Ontology annotation, molecular function: protein-containing complex binding. Gene Ontology annotation, cellular component: mitochondrion.
UUAGUCUCCACAAUCUCUCUCUGUCUCAGGUCCCUCUUCUCCUUCUUCUCCAAAAACACGCGCGCGCGCACUUGCUCGCUCUGAGAGCUGCUGCGAGAGGGAAAGAUGCAGGCAAUCGCAAGGCGAUUAGGGCGUCAUUCUUUGAAGCCUUCAGCAACAGCUGCGAUUUCAUCUUUUGAUUCAUCCUUUAAUCCUUACUUUCACCAUUACAAUGGUGCUGAUAAUCCGAGGUACGCAUCUAACCUUACCGCCAGAGGCACGGGACACAUAGUUCGCAAGGGAACUGGUGGAAGAUCGUCUGUUAGUGGGAUUAUUGCCACAGUAUUUGGAGCUACUGGGUUUCUUGGGCGUUAUCUUGUUCAACGGUUGGCUAAAAUGGGUUCUCAAGUUUUGGUUCCUUUCCGAGGCUCUGAGGAUUCUCAUCGUCAUCUCAAAUUAAUGGGUGAUUUGGGACAGAUUGUUCCUAUGCAAUACAACCCUAGAGAUGAAAAUUCAAUCAAGGCUGUAAUGGCAAAGGCUAAUGUUGUUAUUAAUCUUAUUGGGAGGGAGUAUGAGACUAGAAAUUACAGCUUUGAAGAAGUGAACCAUCACAUGGCUGAACAGCUUGCAAUGAUUGCUAAAGAACAUGGUGGUAUCAUGAGAUUUAUACAAGUUUCUUGCCUGGGUGCUUCUCCAUCAUCUCCAUCUAGAAUGCUAAGAGCUAAAGCUGCUGGCGAGGAAGCUCUUUUACAAGAAAUCCCUGAGGCAACAGUUAUGCGACCUGCUGCAAUGAUUGGUACAGAAGAUCGGGUUUUAAAUCCAUGGGCACAUUUUGCAAAAAAUUACGGCUUUCUCCCACUAAUUGGAGAGGGAACUACCAAGAUUCAGCCUGUUUAUGUUGUUGACGUGGCUUCUGCAAUUAUUGCGGCAUUGAAAGAUGAUGGUAGCUGCAUGGGAAAAGUUUAUGAACUUGGUGGACCGGAGAUUUUCACUGUCCAUGAAUUGGCAGAGCUUAUGUUUGACGUGAUUCGCGAAUGGCCUCGCUAUGUGAAGAUUCCUUUCCCUGUUGCUAAGGCAAUUGCAAUGCCUCGAGAAGUAUUGCUGAAGAAAGUUCCAUUUCCAAUGCCCACUCCUAGCAUAUUUAAUUUGGACGCAAUUGAAGCCCUUACCACUGAUACUUUAGUGUCAAAAGAUGCUUUAACUUUUGAUGAUCUUGGGAUUGCACCACAUAAGUUGAAGGGGUAUCCCGUUGAGUUUCUUAUACAAUAUCGAAAAGGCGGUCCAAAAUAUGGUUCGACAGUUAGUGAAAAAGUAUCUCCUGAAUCUUGGCCGUAAGGAUUGUUGGAUCUUAUUGUUUAAUCUUAUACCAGCCUGUUGUAAGGUGUGGGAUCGGUAAAUUUGGCCUUCAUUCCUUGAGCAACUGAUGAAGGAAUGAGUACUUUUGAUGAAGAAACUCUCUGCAGUUUUUGGUAACCAGGUUAAUAAUACACCUGUUCUGCUGGUCCAUUGAUGUAGCAGUUCAGAAACUGAUCAAUUUAGCUUUGGACAGAAGGUUUCAAGAGAUAUUAAUUUAAGUUGAGACAGGUUCGGUAGAAUUAGCGUAUUCCAAAAGAGAUGGUGCGACUUUUUCAGUUGUUAAAAAUGAGGCUGGUGCUUUUCUGUGCCUGGUUGUACUACAUUGUUUGAUAAAAAGGAAGGACUGUGUUUUUUGUGCUGGUUAAUGUUACUUUUUCGCUAUGCUUACCUGA